This is a messenger RNA of Dujonia railenensis, 2706 nucleotides long. Lineage: Eukaryota; Fungi; Ascomycota; Pichiomycetes; Serinales; Debaryomycetaceae. The record is from the annotation of a GenBank genome assembly.
AUGUCAGAAUUAUCCUUUAAAGACAAAGUUGUCAUUGUCACCGGUGCAGGUGGUGGUCUUGGAAAGUACUACUCCUUAGAAUUCGCGAAAAGAGGUGCCAAGGUCGUUGUAAAUGAUCUCGGUGGAUCUCUUCAAGGUGCAGGAGGAGACUCCAAGGCUGCAGACUUAGUUGUUAAGGAAAUUAAAGCCGCUGGCGGUGUUGCAGUUGCUGAUUACAACAACGUUUUAGACGGUGAUAAGAUCGUUGAGACUGCUGUCAAGAACUUCGGUACUGUUCACAUUGUUAUCAACAAUGCUGGUAUCUUGAGAGAUGCUCAAUUCAAGAACAUGCAAGAAAAGGACUACCAAUUGGUUAUUGAUGUCCAUCUUAAUGGUGCCUACAAGGUCACCAAGGCUGCUUGGGAAUAUUUCAGAAAGCAAAACUACGGUAGAGUCAUUAACACUUGUUCCCCAGCCGGUUUAUACGGUAACUUUGGUCAAGCCAACUACUCUGCUGCUAAAUUAGGUUUAGUCUCAUUUGCUGAAACUUUAGCUAAGGAAGGUGGCAAGUACAAUAUUCUUGCUAACACAAUUGCUCCAUUGGCUAAGAGUAGAAUGACUGAAAAGAUCUUACCACCUCACAUUUUGGAAAAGUUAUCUCCAGAGAAGAUUGCUCCAAUUGUCUUGUAUUUAACCCAUGAAUCCAACAAAUUAAGUGGUGAGACUUUUGAAGUUGCUGCUGGUUUUUACGCUCAAAUCAGAUGGCAAAGAUCUGGUGGUGCUCUUUUCAAGCCUGGAAAGACAUUCACUGCCGAAGCCGUUGCUAAGAGAUUUGACGAAAUUUUGAACUUCGAUGAUUCCAAGAAGCCAGAAUUGUUAAAGAACCAAACUCCUAUCAUGCUCAACGACUACACAUCAUUGGUUGAAGCCGCCAAGAAGGAACCAGAAUUUGAUGCCUCCGGUGUUGACAAGAUUUCCUUGAAAGAUAAGGUUGUCUUGAUUACCGGUGCAGGUGCUGGUUUAGGUAAGGACUAUGCUCUUUUCUUUGCCAGGUAUGGUGCCAAGGUCGUCGUUAAUGACUUUAAGGAUCCCUCUGCAGUCGUUGAAGAAAUCAAAAAGGCUGGUGGUGAAGCUCAUGGUGACACACAUGAUGUUGCAAGAGAAACUCAAGCCAUCAUUGAUAAUGUUUUACAAAAGUACGGAAAGCUUGAUAUCUUGAUUAAUAAUGCUGGUAUCUUAAGAGAUAAGUCUUUUGCUAAGAUGACCGAUGCUGACUGGGAUCAAGUCCAAAAAGUACACUUGAAUGGUACUUUUAACUUGUGUAGAUUAGCAUGGCCUGUCUUUUUAAAGCAAAAGUACGGUAGAAUUGUAAACAUCUCGUCAACUUCUGGUAUUUACGGUAACUUUGGUCAAACCAACUAUGGUAGUGCUAAGUUAGCCAUCUUAGGUUUGUCUAAGACAUUGGCCAUUGAAGGUGCCAGAAACAACAUUAAGGUUAACGUUGUUGCUCCACAUGCUGAAACUGCCAUGACUUUGACUAUUUUCAGAGAAGAAGAUAAGGGAAUUUUCCACCCUGAUCAAGUUGCACCAUUAUUGGUUUUCUUAUCAUCUGAACAAGUUCCAGUCACUGGUGAAUUAUUCGAAGCUGGUGGUGGUUGGAUCGGUAACACUAGGUGGCAGAGAGCUAAGGGUGCUGUCUCUCACGAGGAUCACAUUUCUGCUGAAUUUGUUAGAGACAAUAUUGAAGGUAUUACCGACUUCUCUAAGGCUUUCUAUCCUAAGAAUACCACUGAAUCUUCCAUGUUGAUUCUUUCUGCUGUUGAUCCAGACGAUGAUGAUGAUGAUGACGAAGAUGAAGAUGAUGACGAUGACGAUGAAGACGACGAAGAGGAAAAGAACCCAGUUGUUCACUACACUGACAGGGAUGUCAUUCUUUACAACCUUGCUCUUGGUGCCACAGCAAAGGAAUUGAAGUACACUUAUGAAAACGAUAGUGACUUCCAAGUUAUUCCAACUUUUGGUCACUUACCUACUUUCAACUCUGGUAGAGGUGCUUUAGCUUUCUCCACUUUGUUAAAGAACUUCAACCCAAUGUACCUUUUACAUGGUGAGCAUUACAUUAAGAUUGCUAAAUACCCAAUCCCAACUGAAGCUUUCAUGAAGUCUGAAUUCUACCCAAUUCAAGUCAACCAAAAGGGUACCAACACUGUUGUUGUGCAAGGUUCUAAGUCUGUUGACACAAAUUCCGGAGAAACUCUUUUCUUGAAUGAAGCCACUUACUUCAUUAGAAAGUGUGAAGGUGAAACCAAGAAAUACAGUGAAAGAAGCUCAUUUGCUACUGAUCAGUUCAUUGCUCCAAAGUCAACUCCAGAUUUUACUACUGAAAUUUUAGUUGAUGAAGAUAAGGCUGCAAUCUACAGAUUGUCUGGUGACAGAAACCCAUUACACAUUGACCCAGAAUUUGCUAAGGGUGCUGGAUUUGAUAAACCAAUCUUACACGGUAUGUGUACUUACGGUUUAGCUUGUAAGGUUUUGUUGGACAAGUAUGGUCCUAUCUCUGAGAUGAAGGCUAGAUUCACUGGUAUUGUUUUCCCUGGUGAAACUUUGAAGGUUGUUGCAUGGAAAAAGGGUGAUGUUGUUGUCUUCCAAGUUCAUGUCAAGGAAAGAGGCACUAUUGCAGUUAACAAUGCAGCUGUUAAGUUGUUCGGUGACAAGGCUAAAAUCUAG